This is a messenger RNA of Haplochromis burtoni (Burton's mouthbrooder), 1460 nucleotides long. RefSeq names its product UDP-N-acetylglucosamine pyrophosphorylase 1, like 1 (gene uap1l1). The record is from RefSeq and is a predicted model, not a curated record. Lineage: Eukaryota; Metazoa; Chordata; Actinopteri; Cichliformes; Cichlidae. Gene Ontology annotation, biological process: UDP-N-acetylglucosamine biosynthetic process. Gene Ontology annotation, molecular function: UDP-N-acetylglucosamine diphosphorylase activity.
GGCUGCUGGAAAUCUCGGAGAACUGUGUUGGAGUCCUGCUCUUGGCUGGUGGUCAGGGGACCCGUCUUGGUGUUCAGUACCCUAAAGGAAUGUACAAUGUUGGGCUGCCGAGUGGCAAAACUUUGUAUCAGAUCCAGGCAGAACGCAUUCGCAAAAUCCAAGAGCUUGCAGACAGCAAACAUGGCUCUAAAUGCACUGUUCCAUGGUACAUAAUGACCAGUGAAUUCACUCUGGCUCCAACUGAGACUUUUUUUAAGGAGAACAACUAUUUUGGACUGGAACCAACAAACAUCGUUAUGUUUGAGCAAAGAAUGAUUCCAGCUGUGACAUUUGAUGGAAAAGUCAUCUUGAAGGAUAAAGGGAAGAUAGCCAUGGCACCAGAUGGUAAUGGAGGUCUGUACCAGGCACUGGUGGACAAUAAGGUGCUGGAGGACAUGAAGAAAAGGGGAGUAAAGUACCUGCAUGUGUACUGCGUGGACAACAUUCUGGUCAAGAUGGCCGAUCCUGUGUUUAUUGGCUUCUGUGUGAGCAAGGGCGCUGACUGUGGGGCCAAGGUGGUGGAGAAGGCGUACCCUACAGAGCCGGUCGGCGUGGUUUGCAGAGUACGAGGGGUAUCCCAGGUGGUCGAGUACAGUGAGGUCCAGCCACAGACGGCUGAACUGCGAGGACCUGGAGGAGAGUUGGUUUACAGUGCUGGAAACAUCUGCAAUCACUUCUUUACCAGGAGCUUCCUGCAGGAUGUGGCAGAGAAAUAUAAAGACCAGCUGAAGCAACAUGUUGCCUUAAAGAAAGUGCCCUUUGUUGACGCACAAGGCGUUCAAGUCAAACCAUCCAAAUCCAAUGGCAUAAAGAUGGAGAAGUUUGUUUUUGACGUCUUCAAAUUCUCAAGGAACUUCGUUGCGUUUGAGGUUGUCAGGGAGGAUGAGUUUUCCCCCCUGAAAAAUGCAGAUGGCUCAGCCACAGACAACCCGACCACAGCCAGGAACUCUCUGCUGGCUCAACACUGCCGUUGGGUCACAUCUGCUGGAGCCACACUGUUGGAUAAAUAUGGGAAUCCCCUUCCUCUUCCCAGCGUGUCAGCUGAUGACAGUCCUCCGGCUCAAUGUGAGAUUUCACCGCUUGUCUCGUACUUUGGAGAGGGUCUGGAGCAGCUGCUGAAAGGGAGGACAAUUCAUACUCCCUUUGUUCUGGAUGAAAAGCAGACCAAAAAGUUGCAAGCUCAAUAGCUUUUUUUUGUCAUUUAGAGAGUUUUUUGACAUUCCAAAACAGUGGAUUGCAGCUUAGAGGUGUGUGCCAGGACUGUGGCAAAGUUUUGUUUUUUAAUUUUGAAUUGUUAGUAAUUAUGAUCAUAUCCAAAUGUCACUUUGAUAACCUACAAUGUGAUGUUGUUUCCUGGGGGGAGAAUUUCUAAAAGAAAAAAGAAAUUGAUCCACAAAAAAUAAAAGAAUAUCAAAAAUAAA